Staurois parvus is the source of this 498-nucleotide messenger RNA. The record is from the annotation of a GenBank genome assembly. NCBI's taxonomy places the organism in Eukaryota, Metazoa, Chordata, Amphibia, Anura, Ranidae.
AUGCCACCUGAAAUUCCGCAUAACCAUGUCCAUAACCCAUUAUAUUCCAGUUCCUCCUUUCGCUCCCUUAUUCUCUUUUGCUCCCUGUCCAUCCAUUCUGUCUUUGAGGGUUUAGCAAUUGGUCUUCAGUCCAACUAUUCCAGUGCUCUUCAGAUUGCAAUAGCUGUACUUAUUCACAAGGGUAUCAUUGUCUUCAGUCUUUCUCUAAAGUUAAUCCAGAGCAUGACUACACCAGCUUGGUUAAUCACUUACAUAGUAAUUUUCUCUCUUAUGUCUCCUAUUGGGAUUACUAUUGGCAUUAUUGUUACACUAAAAAAGAGCGGCAUAGUGACUCUGGUGCAGACUAUAUUAGCGGGUAUUGCCUCUGGCACAUUUGUAUAUGUCACUUUCCUGGAAAUUCUCCCACAAGAACUCAAUUCAGGAGAGAGACCUAUUUUAAAAGUAUUCUUUAUUAUUAUUGGGUUUACAGUAAUGGCAGUUAUAGCUAUCUGGGCUUGA